This is a messenger RNA of Neoarthrinium moseri, 3003 nucleotides long. RefSeq lists its product as uncharacterized. The coding region runs from base 1 to 3003 and encodes 1000 amino acids. The transcript is spliced from 3 exons. Gene Ontology annotation, biological process: proteolysis. Lineage: Eukaryota; Fungi; Ascomycota; Sordariomycetes; Amphisphaeriales; Apiosporaceae. The record is from RefSeq and is a predicted model, not a curated record. Gene Ontology annotation, molecular function: calcium-dependent cysteine-type endopeptidase activity. Gene Ontology annotation, cellular component: cytoplasm.
AUGUCUGUAACAUCAUCGACAUCCUCGGAAUCAGUUUACCUAGAACGCGACGACGACAUUGCGCCUGUCGCACGUACUGCCAUUGCCAAGAGGCCAGUAUCUACAGCAAAAAUGCCUAAAAAGAUCAAGCAAAAGACUCCGCAAGACACUAUUGACGAGUUUUGGGCCAAGUUUACAACCAAAGCACCUGGAAAAGCCACUACUGUUAUUCCUCACAACUCUUACGUUGACCUGGCAGCCAAGCACGCGCACCAAACUGCAGGAAUCACAACGCAGGCAUCUUACGACGAAGCUGCCGCAGUUUGUCAGGCCAAGGUGGCCAAAAUCGUCAAGGAAUGUCGCCGUGUCAACCAAAAGUACAGAGACCCCCAUUUUGACCUUGAGUGGGACUUGAAAUGGGGCAAGCGAGACACACUUGAGACCCUGUACAACUUUAGGAAUCCCCUACAGUCCAAAUUCAAGCCCAAAAGCGUCAAGAGAGUGCCCGAUAUCUUUGAAAACCCUAGGUUCUACAUCGACGGACCAACGGCCAGCGAUGUAAGACAGGGCAGGGAUGGGGAUUGCUGGCUGCUCGCGGCUCUUUGCACGCUCAGCAACAAACCUAGUCUGAUUGAGCGGUGUUGCGUGGCUCGCGAUGAGCAGGUCGGCGUCUACGGCUUCGUCUUCCACCGAGACGGCGAGUGGAUCUCCGAGAUCAUUGACGACAAGUUGUUCCUGACCAAGCCGGACUUCGAGGAAAGCUUUCUCGAACGAGUGCUCUGGGAAGACAGAGAGCGGGUCGAGUCCGAGGAGCAAUACCGCAAAGCAUACCAGAGCGGGUCGGGUUCUCUGUACUUUGCUCAGUGCGUCCAUCCAGACGAAACUUGGGUACCUCUGCUGGAGAAGGCAUAUGCCAAGGCCCAUGGUGACUUUGCGGCGAUUGAAGGUGGCUUCACUGGGGAAGGAAUUGAAGAUCUCACAGGUGGCGUCACCAGUGAGCUCUACACCAGCGAUAUCCUUGAUACGGAGUAUUUCUGGAAGGAAGAACUUAUGAAAGUCAACGAGGAGUUUCUCUUCGGUUGCUCGACUGGCAUGUGGGGAAUCGGCUGGGGCGAACGCCGAGGUAUCCUUGAGCUACACGCCUACUCCGUCAUGCGGGCUGUCGAAGUCGACGGCCAUCGUCUCCUGCUCCUGCAGAACCCCUGGGGCAAAGGCGAGUGGAAAGGGCCGUGGAGCGAUGGAUCUAAAGAAUGGACUGCUGAAUGGCUACUCAAGCUUAAUCAUCGCUUCGGCGAUGACGGCUCCUUUUGGAUCUCGUACAAAGAUCUUCUUCGCAAAUACCAAGCAUUUGAUCGAACUCGCCUGUUUGGUCCAGAAUGGAAAGUCACUUCCCUCUGGACGACACUCUCCGUUCCAUGGACUCUUGAUUAUCAUGACACCCAGUUCGCCUUUUCUUUGACCAAAAGUGGCCCGGUCGUUCUUGUCCUCUCUCAAUUAGAUGAUCGUUACUACCGCGGGCUAGAAGGACAGUACCGUUUCGAACUCAACUUUCGUCUACACAAGACUGGCCAGGAAGACUAUGUCGUCCGCAGCAUCAACCCCUAUUGUCAGAAGCGCAGUGUCAAUGUGGAACUAAAGCUCGAGGCGGGCGACUAUACGGUGUUGCUCAAGAUCAACGCUACGCGCGACAUGGGACUACUACCAAUAGAGGAGGUUGUACGAAACUACGCACGAGAACGUCGAGACAAGCUUGUUGCUGUUGGAAUGUCGUACGACUUGGCUCACAGCAAAGGAAAGAUUAUUGAAAGUGAGGAGGAGAGAAGGGCGAGGAAAGAUGUCGAGAAGCGGAAGGAACAGAAACAAAAAGAGGAGCUGAAAAAGAAGCUAAUGAAUAUUAGACAGCGGAACCAUUACUACAAUGUCAAAGAGCAGAAUAAAAGGCGGGAAAAUAAGGCCAAGGCCAAAGCGAAGGUGCAACUCAGGAAAUACCAAAAGGCCGAACGGGAAAAAGCCAUGCGAGGUGCCAAGGACAUUGAGGACUCCGAGGCUACCCAGGACCCCCUCCAAACAGGAAGACGUGUCCAGAUAUUGACACCUGGUUCCACCCCAGGCCCUGGGGAUUCGCAGAAAGAACUUCCCCUCAAGACUUCCAAGCCUAGUCAGGAUACGAAUGCGACCAUGAACUCGGUAGAAUCGGAAAAGUCAACACCCGUAGCACCUGAUCCAGGAUUUGAUACGACUCCAGUGCCGCAAACCUCAGAUGCGUCCGGUGUUCCAACGGAGUGGGCGACUAAGCUCGCGACUGCCGCAGCGGCCCCUUACUCAGUCGAUUCUUCCUCGUCCGGUGUUGUUUCUGAGCCCCAGAGCUCAACUUUCAAAGGCCAGACGACCAAAGCAUUAGAGGCACAAACCAGCCACACGAAUCAAGACAGGGAGGACCGUAACACCAAGAAGGCAGCUGAACCUCCUUCACCUGAGACUGACUCUGAGAUCCAUUCUUCGUCUGAUGAAUCAGAUAUUUCAUCCGUCGCCGACAUUUCAGACCGCGAGCUUGAGUAUGAGCUCCAAUAUCAACUUGAAGCUCGCGCGAGACCUCCACCGCCGGUCGCUGCACAACCUACAGCCUCAGAUGAAGCGGAGAAAGAAGAAGAAGACGAUGAUGACAACGACGAGUUUUUACGCAGUCCUUGGAACGCAGUCGUCACUGUUGGUCUACGUAUAUACCACAAGGUAGCCAAGGAGGACAAGGACAAGGAGAUGGUGAGACUGCGUGUCGUUCGACCAAAUCCACAUGUGAAGAAGACCGGCCACGAGAAUGCUAAAGAUGCACCCCGGGAGAAGGACAACGGCCAGGGGAACAGCCAUAGAGGCAGCCGAGAGGAUUCAGAGGGGGAAGAACAGGGUGUUGACAUGGAAAAGGGUCUCGAUGUUGAUGACUCCUCCAAGGAUGCUACGCUUAUCGGAGAUCACGAGCGCAGGAAGAAGAGUAUCGUGCCGAAUGAGGGACUACGACCACCGCGAUAA